UAAGGCAUGCGCCGGAGCUACGGUUUGUGUUUGUUUCGAGACGUGUUUACGUGUGAAAUUGGGAACGGAAUGAUACCGAAUCACAUUUGACAGUCAUUACAUAUACAAUAUAACCCCGCUCCCUUCAUGCAAGAGCGCCCAAAAACCUACGAAGAGUGGCUCCUAAAUACAUACGUAGAUCAGAUGGCCAACCAACACACAAGCCAAGCGCUUUCGUGGCGGAGGUUAUAUCUGAGCCGGGCCAAACUGAAGGCCUCCAGUCGCACAUCGGCCCUGUUAUCCGGCUUUGCGAUGGUAGCCAUGGUUGAAGUCCAGAUCGACCCCUCCAACGGGCAAAAAAUCCCGGACUUCGUCCUCGUCAUCUUCGGCAUCUGUACGACACUGCUAGUCACCGUCCACCUCAUGGCGCUCAUGAUCAGCACGUGCAUUCUCCCGAACAUCGAGGCGGUGAGCAACGUCCACAACGUAAACGCCGUGCAGGAGUCUCCCCACGAGAAGAUGCGAUGGUCCAUCGAAGUGGCAUGGGUGUGCUCUACAGGACUGGGGAUUCUCCUCUUCCUGGCCGAGAUCGCCAUCUUGUCCUGGGUAAAGUUCCUCAACGUCAGUAAGAACGCUGCCAUCGCCUCCACCGUCAUUGUCAUCCCCGCGGGGAUUCUGUUCAUCGCGUUCUCAUUGGUGUUCUACAAGAAACUCAUAGCCCAUAAGUACGAGAGACAUUCAGAAGGGUUGCGGGAGAUAGAGACUUUAGCUACGGCCUUGGAUACCUCGGACUUGAACAAUGUAUAGAGAGGUUGGUCUGAAGAAAAUUGUGAAUUUCAUCGUUUUAUCGAAUCCAGUCCCUGAUUCUUGUUGGGGAACUCUUUUCAGCAUUUAUUUUGUUGUUUUUAUUAUUAUUAUAGUGCACCCUCGAUUGUCCAGUGUAUCAUAUCUCAUAUUGGUAAAUACCCAGGACAAAUUCGCCCCAUAGCUUCGUUUGGGAAAGGACCUGCCAACUCUAUCACUCCCAUUUCUAACUUACAUUAGCACAGAAUUUCCCUCGCUUGUGAGAGUCGUUUGAUUGGACGGCUACUUAUAGCGUCGUGCUACUGGAAUCGGGUUCAAAACGAAGCAGUGGUAAUAUAUGGGUCCAGGGUAUAUAUCAGUAUAGAGGAGAGAUAUACUACCCAGGAUUAUCGAGGAUGAUCAAAGUGUGGCUGUGGCAGUGUGCGAUAUGGAGCCAAUUGUGUUGUCAAACAACCAGGGCAUGAGAAACGGCUGAUGAUAUUGAUAUUGCCUUGCUGGAUCAUUGUGAUAAUUACAUAUUCAUAUAUAUAAAUCAACAUCGUUGAGACGUAUAUUCUGAGCGACAGUUUAGCUCGGUGCGUGGUUGGACAAAUUCUGGACUCAUAGUGAAAGGCUCCUUCACGACAAUCAGUUUCUCAUUCACGGCAAUAAGGGUCGUAGCUCUGACUUAAACAGUAUGCCGCUGUAUAUCAUUUUAGGGUACGUGUCAAAUUUGCAAAUAUGUCUUAAACUUAAUCAUUUAAAAGGAAAAUGACUCCUUGAAAGUAUGUUAUUGCAAAAUAUUUACUGGUGGAUCCGUAAACCGAAAAAAAACCCAUAACGUACAUUCAAAUACACAGAACAGGUUUCACCCGUGCACGUGGGAAUCAAUCUGGUGCUCGCACCCAACCAGGUGGGGUCGGGUAGCCUAGUGGUAAACAUUAUUGUGUGUCAAACGGAUUUCUGUUGCCCCCUGCCAAUAUGUUGCUGGAAUGUUGCUAAAAGCGGCGAGGCGAUUGACGGGGUCGGGUGGUCAGACUCGCUGACUUGGUUGAUGCAUGUCAUCGUAUCCCAAUUGCGUGGAUCGAUGCUCAUGAAGUCAAUCAUUAGAUUAUCUGGUCCAGAUACGAUUAUUUACAGACCGCCGUCAUAUAGCUGGAAUAUUGCUGAGUGCGGCGUUAAACGACAAACAAACAAAAGCCAAAAGCAGAGCGGAAAAGUAUUUUGACUCAACUCGCUUCAACCACUAAGCUACACCCCCCCCACCCCCGGCGAAACACACACGCACCGAGCGAGAGCAACACGGGGAAACCGAUCGGUAAAGAUAAAAUAUUUCACUUCUAAUUGCGAUCCACCUUUUCCAAAUUCACAAUGACUUAUCAACGUGGUGCUGUUAGUUCGGAGUUGUGGGAACUCGAAUCAUGUUACAAAUCUGUGAUGGUGACGUCAAGGUCGAAUUGAGCGAGGGAGACUUUCCCUUCCGUUUGCCUGUCAGCGUCACGUGACGCUAUUAAUGUUUGACGUUAUUCAUGUACCCAUGAUGUAGCUGACAAAUUAGCUAUCUGUUUUUGUACCGACCAUACAGGGGUCGUCUCAAAAUCUGUAUUGGUCUUUAUUUAACAUGCGCUUUUAGUAUUUAAUCUAUAAGCUUCUGUUGUUCGUGAUUUGAUGGAAUCCUUGUUUUGAUAGAUGUACAGUUCUUUGUACAUGAAAUGGUACUUGGUACCACUGCGGUGCAGUCUUUGUCCUGCAGACAGCUUCACGGAUUCUUUGACUGCAGCAAGUACUGUAACAACUCGUGUACGGCGCAAUCAAAAUACACUUUUGUUCUAAUGGGUUUGUACGGAGAGAGAAAAAAUCAAAACCAUGUGCUCGAUUGUAAAAGAACAAAUAAGAAACUAAAUAAAAGAAUGGUCGACAGGAUUAAAUAUAAACAAGUUAAAUGCAAGCGUGUCAGCGUUUCUUCCUUGUCGGUUUAUGAUGAAAGAAAACAGACAGUUCUUCGCCACCAAAAAUGAGGAGCUUGUCUUUUCUUUGGAAAGAGACAAUUCACAUAUGUGACUCUUCGGUCCGCGGGUCUGUCGUAAUUAGGGCCGAGAUAAGCCCCGCAGCCUAAUCUUAGGACCACAUGAUUCUUUCAUAUUACUAUGGGUGAUAUUAAGUUAAUAUUAACCAAAGUUAUGAUAAAAUGUGUGAUCCUUAUCUUUUGUUGCGUAAUACAUCAUCAAGAAAUACACAAUUCUGAAAAUUUCGUCAGUCGUUAUGUAUACCUGGAAUAUGUGUUAUAUUUAUUUGGAGUGUGGUCUGCUGGCAAUAUUGACAAUCUCUUGGUGACAUAUAUAUGCGGUAUGUUAUCUAAAAGCAGCAUGUUACAUUGUAUCGACCUCUCGUUGUAUAACACUACAUAACCACUUAUGGAAUAUCAUAAUAGAUGCAAGAGAGUGAAGACUCCACACCAAGGAUGAAAUCAAUGACUGGGUGACUGCCUAGCAAUGUGGAGUUACGUAUCGAUGCGCACACCACCAAAGUACCCAUGUCACAAAACCAGUUUAAAGGGCGAGUAAUGUCACCACAGUAUCUUUACGGAGUAUAAUACCUAUAAAGGCAUUCUUAGUAACAAAUGCUUGACCAAAACUAUAUUUGAAAAAGGGUAAUAGCGUAAACAGACGAUAAAAAUGACAAUACAAGGGGAAUAACCUUAGUGGGGUUAAAACGGGUUCCCUGUGAUUGACGCGCUGUGCAACGAUCAUGACGAUCGGGUCGACGCCCAGUCUGCCUGCUUCCGCCACACAUUUUGUAAUACAUUAUGCUGCUCAUCCAUUUGAUUCCACAACUUAUGUCACCUUAGUAACAACACUGAAGUUGCCUUCAGUUGUUUACUCGGGAGAUUAUUCCCCGACAGGUACUUAUUGUGUGGAAUAGGGCCGAGGGCAGCUGGUGUUUUAAUUCCCAAAUUGGAUGUUAGUAAUAAAACGACCCGUGAAGAUCCGGGGUAGAAUAGGUCUUCAGCAACCCAUGCUUGCCGUGGAUCGAUGCUCGUGAUGUCAAUCAAUGGAUUGUCUGGUCCAUACUCGAUUAUUUAAAGACCGCCGUCAUAUAGCUGAAAUAUUGCUGUGUACAGUUAAACAACAAACAAAAAAAGUAAUAAAACGCAAGGUACCGAUCAAAGGUCGUUGCACAGAUUCAACAAUGCAAUGUUGUUAUGUUUGUAGGAUAACAGAAAAUGCAGAAACAGUAUAUGUAUAAACAUAACAGCCAAUGAAAACAGAUGUUACCGCUGCGCCGGUAGCUUGAGACCACCACCCCGAAAAAAGUUUGUUUUCGAAGCCGAUAUUGAAUAUUAUGACUUUCUCUCUCUCCCGGAAAUGUCAACAGUAUCUAGGAAAGUUGAUAAUCGCAACAACAUCGCAAUGACGUUGUAACUUUACUGGCCCUUUAACGAGUAUGUCAUUCCGUCUAUGUUUUGGAGAUUUCCCAACAUCGUGAGAUCCUUCUUUUAAAGGCGUAUAUCAAACGUUAUUGCCGGAGCGUGUAUUUCCCGUUUCGUUGUUUCGUUCUUUUUCACCAUACAUGUCACACAGUAUUAUUUUUUGUAAUGUUUUCAACUUGAAACUGUUUCUACUGUUCGAACUUUAAAUAUUUGCGUCAAGGGCUGUGGGGUAGCCUAGUGGUUAAAAGCGUUCGCUCAUCACGCCGAAGACCUGGUUCGAUUCCCAAAUGGGUACAAUGUGUGAAGCCCAUUUCUUGUGUCCCCCGCCAUGAUAUUGCUGGGAUAUUGCUAAAAGCGGCGUAAAACAAUACUCACUCACUCGUCUUGAGUGACACACGAUCAGCCCUACGUACUCCAUACUUAUUUUAGUGGCUCUUGUCCGUGACAAGCACGUGGUGCUAGGUGACUCUGAACUCAAGGUGUCAAUACUGUUCGUAUACAGAAUCAUUCUAUUUCGUAAUGACACAAAACGUGUUUGUUUCAUAAACAAAUAUGGCAAGACGCGGGAAGAUGCAGGUAUUCAGGGCUGAAUGGUUUCCGAGGUAGGUUGAUCGUUUACCUCAGCACACCUUUUGUAGACGAGUAGGAAACGUUUUGUCCUUACCAGACACCUUACGCAUCUCAAGAUGUGUAUAGUUUCAAAACUAUAUUAUUCUCUUGACAAACAAAACUCAAUGCAUUUGCACUCCCCGCCCUAUAUGUGGGCGGUGCAAACCGACUUCCUUCAAGCAUACAUCUGUGGAAUACUUAAUGGGCGGCCACCGGUACAAGAUUCCCUGUGUGAAGGAUGCUUUGACAUUUGACCCGUUAAAUGGUUAAUCCGGACAAUACCAUUUUCAGUUAUGUAACUGGUCCGGAUUAACGAGUCGUUGCGGGGUAAUGUUCCUGGUCUAUUUUUAGACGUUUAUUACAGCGUCGUGGGGUUUCAACAUAUUGUAACUUUAGACGCGACAUCGACUCAAUGUACUUAGCUAAACUCCCGCCUACGUGAAGAACCGCUCACCCGUGGUCACUGGAGCAGGGAAUCUAAAUCGUCAAGUGUUUAAUCGUUUCUUAUGAAACUAACCACUAUAGUCUUUUGUUUCUCGCAUUAGUCUGGUUACCAUGAUAAGCGGCAGAUUGUAGCCCUUACGACGUGCUCGUGCAUGACUUCUGCGCAUCGGAAGGGAACUUUUUUUGUCUGGGAUCUUAAUGGUAGACGAUAUUUAGUAUCCGCAAUGAAACUAUUUAAAGAUUUAUUUUUGGAAAUGUUUUAAUGUACAAUAGAAAAAGAACCAAGAGGAUUUCUUUCUUUUCGGAAACGGACAGUGAAGAAAUCUAGACUUGCCAAAGUAGUCUACUCGUCUUGCUUGGGGAAAUUGGGAUAUAUUUUUUCAGUCAGUAUGAGAGACAAAAGGGCGGGUAACUCUUAGCACAUUAAAAUGACACCACCACACCCAUUACAGUGACAUUUAGUGUGAAAUUUUAAAGGUUUAAGAAAUGUAUGUGUCAUUGUCUGGUCCAUGUUGUUAAAUGUAAGCCAUGUAAGUGACUAAACAGUAUUUAUUAAUAACAUAACCAGAGGGUUAUUUUUUAUUUGAAAGUUUCAGACGCCAAUAAUUUCUCCGUAAUAACCCAAAGCUUGUGUUGUUUAUUUCCACCAAAAAACUGCUCGCAUUCUUUCAGCUCCCUGUCUUACCACUUGACUACUGGUGAUUUUGUUUGAAUUUUCAGGUAUUUGUACUGUAUACAAUUCCCAUUGAUACAACAUGUAUAUUUUUAUAUUACUCUUGUUAUUGUUACCGUUGUUCAUUGUGCUAAUUGUUCAGAAGACUUCAAUAAAAACUAUUACCUCAAAA
Molecule: messenger RNA, 6090 nt
Organism: Haliotis rufescens (red abalone)
Lineage: Eukaryota; Metazoa; Mollusca; Gastropoda; Lepetellida; Haliotidae
Product: protein orai-3-like
Exons: 2
Coding region: 127-786 (219 amino acids)
Biological process (GO): store-operated calcium entry
Cellular component (GO): membrane
Molecular function (GO): store-operated calcium channel activity
Source: RefSeq, a predicted model, not a curated record